Messenger RNA from Physella acuta, 7668 nucleotides. RefSeq lists its product as uncharacterized. The record is from RefSeq and is a predicted model, not a curated record. Gene Ontology annotation, molecular function: GTPase activator activity; guanyl-nucleotide exchange factor activity. Lineage: Eukaryota; Metazoa; Mollusca; Gastropoda; Physidae. Gene Ontology annotation, cellular component: membrane. Gene Ontology annotation, biological process: signal transduction; positive regulation of GTPase activity.
GAUUUAAUGAACGCGUUCAGUACUGCUGCUAGCUCACGCAGUAACUCUGCAGUUCGUGUGUGAUUUUUCUACGUUUUUAAGUUAUCGUUCUUUGAACUGUUAUGCGUGAUGUAAUUUAACCGUUUCAGAGAUAAUGAAAGCCGCUAAAGUGUGUCGUCUGCGAGAGCUGUUCUUGCUUGAGUGGCGACGCGACUACCCUGACGAUACACCACCUGUGUUGGACUGUGUUGCGGAGCUGAGCAGAGGGGUUGACGAAUGGCCCGCCGCAGGCGAUGUGUAUGUGACGACGGCUGUGCGUGAAAGUCUAGCAGGUUUACAAGAUAAGAUUGUUCAGUUACGCGAAGAGCUGCGCAGAGCAGAAUUUGAGAAACGGUUUCUAGGCAGUGUGUUGACAGUUCUUGAAUCGGAAUGUGAUUCGAGCUUGGCUGAGCGAGAUAGCGGAGAUCUAGACCAAAACACGACCAAGCUAGAAGAUAAAAAGUGUGAUCGAUGCGGUCGUGUUGUGAACGAAUUUUCUGCUGGAUUAGAGAGUAACUGUUUGUGUGUGUUGACAUAUUUGGAUAAACCUAGUGAGUUAACUUCAGUUGCAGAUUUAUCUGCGUCUUCUUUAAAUAACACGGACACUUUAGGUAAGUGCAUAAGUGAGAUAAACUCUCCGAAAUUCUUAUCAAGAAUUUCUGUUUCCGAAAGACGUUCGUUUUCUGAGAGAAAAGAUCGCGAUUUAGCAGCGCAGAAUAGGAUAUCGGCUAGUAUAGAUAAUGUCAACGUCGGUGAAGAAAGUUCUCCUGUUGAUAAACAAAGCGAUUUUUGCUUUCGGGGUAAAUUAAUCAACAGGUCAACUUCAGAGCCGGACGAAAUGUUAAAAGGCAAAAAGGCAGCUACGCACCGGUCAGGGGAGGAUGACCUGGGGACAAGGGUCAAUAGGACAAAGGACAAUUUCAUGGCGGUGACGAACAAAAACAUACACCCCGGUGACGUACCCCGACACAACGAGGCGCUGACCCACAGUCCCGUCCUACAGAGGAACUACCACUUCUUGAAGAUGACGGAGGGGUUCGGACUCGUCCUGGAGGAUGACCCCGGAAACAAAAAUAGCAAAGGGCCGGCCAGUGAAAAUCCGCUCCGUCACGCGACCUUGAUGAGUAACGUCAACUGCGACAAACCGGACCGGGCUAAAAAUAGCAUGACGGAUGGUUCAGCGGGCCCGCAGACGUCAUUCAGUCGUGAAAACGUUUCCGUCAUCGAAGUGACCAGACGGAGUUGGAACCUGGACACGGGCAGUUCGUCACCUGACCCCCAACCAAAGCGGAAGUCCGACCCUCAGAAAGCGCCCGUGCCCUCACCCAAACCAAACAGACCGAUGAGCUCAGUUAUUAUUGUCGAUACUCAACGCGUUGACCAUCAAGGCACAGAUCAUUGUGUUAAUAAAGAUCUUCAGGACAAAGAUCAUUGUGUCAAUAAAGAUCUUCAAGACAAAGAUCAUCGUGUCGAUACAGUUCUUCAGGAUAAAGAUCCUCGUGUUGAAAAAGAUCUCGACAGAGAUCACUUUUCAAAAGUCAGCAUAAAAAAGUCGCCCGUUCCCCCGCCUGUUGCCAAAAAGCCACCCCGCCCCGGCAGCGGUAGAAGUCUCCCCCCGACCCCCACAGACCCAGGACCAACCCCAGCACGACAUUUCCAAUCGUUCGCCGUUCAGAUCGACAGCCCGCAUUGUUCAGGUGGCAGUGACGUCAGUGCCGCACCGCCACCGCCGAACUGUCCCGUUGAUAACACCAGAACACCAGACGACACACAACAGACGGAGAGUUUAGUUCACGGGAAAACUUUACUUCAAGCGUCGGCCUCGCUUCCUCACGACGCGAAGAAAAAUCUGGAGCGGUCAAAGAAAUGUAAUUCGGAUUUCUACAACACUUCGCCCAUCACGGAUGUUAACUCUCGACAGGGGGUUGAUGCAAACAUAGCGUCCCCAUCAGCGUUACGUCACGCUCAAGGAAUAAACAAAAACAACUCGAACACCGACGACACACCAAGAGGUCCCUCAGAAAUGAGGUCAUUCAGUCCAAUUCCAAACAAAAAAGGUAACACAACAACGGCUUUCAUCGGAAAACUUGCCGAAAACGUCAGACCCAGCCUCGUUUUGGGGAACGCGCACCAAAACAACACAGAAAAACCACAGUAUGAGUCACCGGCGGCGGAGUGGAAGCCCGCGAAAACUCCGCCCAUGCCCCCGCCCCGAGGACAGAGUCAAAACAGUGUCAAUGUUGUUGUCGAUCGCGCGGAAAUCGCCGAGCACGAGUACCAGCGUCUAGACAGCAACGCUAGCACGGAAACGUUAACAGAAUUCACGCGCAAGCAAAGCUUCACGUCCGAUUUCGACAUCAAACAAGCCGUCUACACGCUGGACAACAUUCUCACCUCUGCUGAAAUGGAAUCUGCAGACGAUCCAAAACUCCGGACUAAAAAAUUGGACUACGAGAACUGGACCAUCAACCGGGCCGUGACCAGCUCUUUGACCCACGUUUUCGACUCAAUCAGCGACGACGACGAGCUCGAUGUGUCACCAUCGUCUCCCUCGGUGACCAGCCCUAGCGAAAAACGCAGGGGUUCCCCAACUGGCAGCAAGGACUCGGGUCUGUGUGAUGACAUCGGCGUGUUCGAAACCACCCACGGGGAGACGAGCUAUGAACAUGACUUCUCGGGUGGGAGGUUCCGUGACCUGGCUUCCAUUCGCCAGCUGGUGGCCAAUGACGAUGGGGAGGAUGUGGACUAUAACGACAAGUUCAAGGACCAGGAUUGUACUGAUGCCCCAUCUGCCGCAGCCGAAUUCGUUUUCUCGUCUGAAUCCGGCGACGGCCUUGACAGCCCCGACCUUGACCGUGGCCGCUCCAGGCGGGACCAUGACCGCAGCCGGGAGGCUAGUCCGCAGCCGGACUACAGCCCGAGCCGGCCGGACAGCGAGAAGCUGGAGGAGGUGAACCGCCAGAGCUGGGGCGUCAAGGACGACUCCUGCUCCAUAGCCAGCAGCGGGGAGGAGGAGGCGGGGACCGUCAACGAUUCUUCCUACGAUGAGACGGACUCCGCCAACGAAGGCAUGCUCAAGAUGCGACAGUUGUUGGUCAAAGGUGUCUUGGACAGCGAGAAGGAAUAUCUGGAGAUGCUCUCCAUCCUUAUCGGCUAUGAACGUAAUCUGGAGAAAAGCAGCCAAUCUUCCCAGCCUGUGAUAUCUAAAGAAGACAUCCAGAACAUUUUCUCCAACAUCGACACCAUCUACAACAUCCACGACGACUUCGUUAAAUCUCUUCAGCCCAAGGUCAGCAAGUGGACGCAUGGAGAGACCAUCGGGGAGAUUUUCAAAAUUAUGAUCUCCAGUUUCAUAGAGUGUGGGAGUUACCUGAACAACUACCAGAAGGCUGUGAGCACCAUUCAUAAGUGUUGUCAGGAGAGUGAGCAGUUCAACCUUCUAGCUCAGGAAAUCAAACUUUCUGUAAUGAAACAAGUUACAACCCUUGAAGAUGCUCUUUUUAAACCAGUCCAGAGGGUCCAGAGAAAUACUUUGGUAUUACACGACCUGAUAAAAUACACCCCAGAGGAGCACCCAGACUAUGAGGCCCUACAGAAAGCUUUGAAGCUGUCUCAACAAAUUUUAGAGUCUUUUGCCGUCAAUAUACCCAAGAAACAGACAUCCGGAGAAAAUAGGCGUCUUGUAAAAAGUAGUUUCUUGGUGGAGCUGGUGAAUGGGGUGAGAAAACUCCGCUACAUGUUUCUCUUCAGUGAUGUGCUUAUCUGUACCAAGAGGGAAACUCACAGAAAUAACAAGGUUUCCUUUAUUAUAAAAUGGUUCGCACCUCUAAAUCAAAUGACCAUUGAUACAAAGUUUGGCUACAAUGAUGAUCUAAAGCCUUCAAUUAAAGAGGAUAUUGAUGAGAUAAAAGGAAAACUUCGGUCACUCAAGAAAGAAUUGAGACUAGAAUUGAAGAAAUAUGAUGUCAAAGACAAAGAUAAACACAGAUCUAUAACGAAUUUGGGAUCACGAGCUGCAGAGAAGAUGAAAAAGAAAAUCAGUCAUCAUGAAGCUCAGUUGAUCUUGGCUUGUCCUAAGUUGCCAUUUAAAGUUGCACUGGAAGGUGGGAAAAAGUAUACUCUUCUAAUGACAACUGAUUAUGAAAGGGAGGAGUGGAAAGAAACAGUUGCGUCUUUAAGUAUGAGGACAAACCAGCAACAGCAAGCCAUGAGUUCUAUUUUAGUUCAAGAUCUGAUAAACAGUGUGAAAGAGACACCACAAGUUAACAAGAUAGGAAAUGUUUUGAGUGAAAGAGAUGAAGACGUCCUAACUGGCACAUUGAAUGUGACAAUACACAAACUAAAUGGCCUUACAACACAAUGUGAUACCUAUUGCUGUUUGGAAAUGGACAGCUUUGGUCACUUCUUUAUGAAAGCAAAAACCCACAUAGCUGAGGUAACAAAUGAUCCUUCCUGGAAUGAAGAUUUCGAGCUUGAGCUAGAUGGGUCGCAGACCAUCAGGUUUUUAUGUUUUAAAAAAGAAAAAGAAGAUCAAGGAGACAAACUACUUGGGCGAGGGGCAUUAGAGUUGAGUAAACAGUGGCUUAAGGGGAGUUUCCAAGAAAAAACUGUGGCCAUGAAUGAGUUGUCCCUAGUCAUAUCAGUCAAACACACAUCAGCUGAAAAAACCAUGCCCCGUACACCAUCUCGUACCAGCGCAGCUGUGUUUGGUGUGAAAAUUUCUUCAUGUGCAAGGAAGGAAGGAAAAACAGUGCCCUCUAUAGUCACAUCUUGUCUUCAGGAGGUUGAGAAGAGAGGUCUUGAUGAAGUUGGCAUCUACAGAGUUUCUGGUGUGACCUCAGACUUACAGACAAUAAAGAAAUUAUUUGAUAAAAACAUCCGAGCAGGCAUUGCAGCAUUGUCAAGUGCAGAUAUCCAUGCUGUGACAGGGAUCCUCAAGUUGUAUUUCAGGGAACUACCAGAGCCUCUCUUUACAGAGUCCAGUUAUCAAAAUUUUGUUGACACACUUAAACUUUCUGACGAAGAAGCAAAAGCACAGUGUAUGUUGAGUUUGUUACACAGCUUGCCUGAUGUCAACUACUACACAAUUGUUUCUUUGAUGGAACAUUUGUUGAGAGUUGCCAGGAAUGUUGGGGUAAACAAGAUGUCCAUCCAUAACCUAGCAACUGUUUUUGGCCCCACCCUCCUGGCUCCAGCCUCCAAACAGGUGUCAAAUGAUCCUAUGGAGAUGAUGUGUAAGGGGGCGGAGCAAGUCAUGCUUCAGUCCAGUGUUGUCAGCUACUUGCUAGGUCUAGCCGUGAGUGGCAGAAAUUUAAGAAGAUCAGCACAGUAAACUCAAGACUAUAAACUAUCAGUGAACCAGGAUUAUUAAAAAACAAUCAAGGAUAUUAGACUGUAAAAGUUGAAAUAGUAGAUCUACAGUGUUGAUGAUGAUGCUGAUAUUGGAUAAAAACUGUAAAGCAAAUUCAUGUUCAUAUCAUUCUGCUCCUUUGCCGGACAUGAUGGAGCUACAGAAGAAACUGAUGUUUGAUGGUUUGAGAUCUCAAACAUUAUUUACAGACUAUUUUAGUUGUUUAUCAAUUUUUUUUAAUCAGGUAAUUUAUGUGGGCUUCUGUAUGAAGAUUAUAAAGAAAAAAAUAUUUUUAUCUCAAACAUUUUUUCUUUUGUUGUGUGCAUGUUUGUCACCAAAAAAGCUUUAGGAAAUUUUUUUUUUACAAAUAUAACUCUACAAUAUGUUCAGGUAAAUAUUUUUCUACAUUUGUGUUUUAUAUCAGGAAAGUAACACUGCUUUCAUGAAUGACUUUGUUCACUUUUUAUUAGUUGUAAAUCAAGCAUAAUGAGCAUAAGAUGUUUUCAAAGACCAUUUUAGUCUUUAAAAGAACUUGCAUAGAAAUGCAGCCAAAUAAAAUAGCUGCAGGCAGCAUACAUUUCACUCCUUUGCUUGAUAUUUUGGCAUUACCACUUUUCUAUUCCAUACUAGCAUUCAUUCCAUAUUUAAUGAUGCUUUAAUCAAUUUUUAAGACCAUAAUGUGAGGGUCAUCAGCCUUGCUUUAAAGCUAUUUAUAACUUUGUUUUCCCUAAAAUAUUUUUGUGAGUUGCACUAAAAUUGAUAUUUUGGCAAGUUAAUUUGUUGAAACUAAAAAAAAAAUAAUCGUAACUCCCCCUCCCACUUUUUUUUCUAUAUACUCUUGCUAAUGCUUUUUAAAAGAAGACACAAGAAGCUUAUAGCUACAGGCUGAUAACCUUUGCACUUGUGGGUGAAGAAAUUCCACAUAAAAAGUCAUUUUGGGCCAUCUUUAUUCCAUUCAGUCUGUUCACUUAUUUCCCUUUUUUUAUUGUUUUUUUUUUAAAAAUAAUUUUCCUUCAACUCAUUUCUUGCUGAUUUUAAAUAAUUUAAAGCUUGUAUAGUAUACAAACCACCUGGUGUUUGCACAUAGUUUUAGUAUAAAAAUGUUUAAUUUUUAUAAUUUGACAGUUCAUUUACAAAGUUUUUUCUGCAUGUUGUAUUUUACACUGUUCUAGUUACCUAAAGUGUAUUAGCAGAAUAAUCAGAGUACCACUAAAGGGCCUUUUAUUUUAGUGAUGUUCAAACAUUGUGUUCAGAUAAUUAUUUCAAUGUUUAUUUGGUCAUGGAUGUGUAUUAAUUAGCAUUUUUAUUUUGUAAUAAAUGUAUUUUAAUAUGCUUAAAUAUUUUCUUGAAUGACAAAGCAAAGAUCUACAUGAUUAACUGUACAGUUUUAGAAUUGUUUAUAGUGAUGGCCUUAUGGCAAGAAGAAAGCAACCAUCUUUUUUUAUAUUUUAUUGUCAGUGCAGUUUUCAUUCCAAAACUGUUGCAUGAAGUAUGUAAUAUUAAAUAAUUGAUUGCUUUUAAUCAAUUAUUGUUUCAUAUGGAAAAAGGUAAUUAAUAUAUUUUAGUUUGGUUUUACACAGCAGUAUAAUUUAAAACAACAGCUAAUUGUUUUCAAUUGGAAGUAUAUUUUUUUAAAUAUUAUUUUCAACUCAUGAAAAUUAGUUUAAAAAAUAUAACGUUUAAAUUUCAUAAAUAAGCUUAACUAUAUUUUUUUCUAAGCAACACAAUUGUUAAAUAUUUUUUUCAAACAAAGAGCAACAUUUUACUGCUGACCUCCCUUUAGUGGAGUUUAGAAUCUUGUACAUAUCAUCACCAGUGAUCUUUCAGGGCUUUCAUGUUUCCUUUAUAUCUGUUUUGUAAAUUGUAAGCAAAAUUAUUCCAUUAAGUUAAAUGUGCAUUUGUGUUUGCAAGAUUGUGUGAAUGUGUAUACUUGAAUAAUUGACGUUGGUAUGACAGUACAGUACAUGAGAGUACAUUUUUACCUCAAAGACUGUUUGUACAUUUUUUGGUGAAAGGUUAAUUAUUUUCAUGGCACUUUUUGAAUUAAAUGAAUCCAUGUCAUAUUUUUGUCAACUAACAGUCAGAGUGCGAAUGUACAUUGAGAUGCAAAUGUAAAUGCUUUUCUUUAUUUUUCUGUGAGAUGACAAUGUAAGUGCUAUUUUAUUGUGAUGAAGUAAUUUUGGACAUGUUAAAACAAUGUUUAAAGAUAAAAUCUGCCAUGUAGUAAAAUGUUAUGUUAAAAAACUGUAAUACUUAUAUUUUAUAUAAUUUGUGCUGUAAAAUAAUAAAUGUAUACAAGC